Messenger RNA from Aspergillus homomorphus CBS 101889, 5301 nucleotides. RefSeq names its product ABC transporter. The record is from RefSeq and is a predicted model, not a curated record. Bases 403 to 5085 code for a protein of 1560 amino acids. NCBI's taxonomy places the organism in Eukaryota, Fungi, Ascomycota, Eurotiomycetes, Eurotiales, Aspergillaceae. Gene Ontology annotation, cellular component: membrane. The transcript has 7 exons. Gene Ontology annotation, molecular function: ABC-type transporter activity; ATP binding; ATP hydrolysis activity. Gene Ontology annotation, biological process: transmembrane transport.
CUUCUCGCAUCCUUAUUCCCCCUUCACUGGUGUUGGGGGCCAGAUUCCCCUCCAAGCCACGCAACCCCCCGUUGGGAAUUGCCAUGCAGAACCCAAAAAAACGCGAACGACAGCUGGGUGCCAAGAGAAACGUGGUAAGCGGAUCCGAGCCUCUGAGCCUCCAGGUUCUUGCUGCAGAGCUAAGGCUGCCUGCUUGUCGGUCGUGAAACUCGCUCGUGCGUGGGGCAGUCCGCGGCGGUCACUCCAGGCAGACACAGCAACAAACACCACCACAACAAAACAACCCCAGUUAAACAAAUAUCACUCUCCCCAGUGAGUAGGUAGGCACUGGUUUAGUGCGGGAUGAACGGGUGAUUCUUUUUCGCUGUUUGCUUGCAUCUGCCAUCUCGAAACCCUGGAAACAUGGCGAGAUCUUGCACGAUCGAGGUCGAAAACCACUUCGGGCCCAUCGUCGGAGAUGCCUGUUAUGGGGGGUUGGACUUCACCUUGUACUUUGAGGAAGCCUUUCUGUCCAUCUUCCCCGCUGCGACGGUGAUCUUAGCGGCGGGCGUGAGGAGUCUCGUGGUUCGUAGAUACAGCGUCAAAGUCCGGGGAGGCUGGUUGUACCCCCUGAAACUGCUGUGCCUCGCGCUCUACUCUAUCUCGCAGCUGCUGCUCUUCGCAUUCUGGGUCAAGUCGGGCACGCCGAAGACCGACCUCACCAUCGCAGCGACCUUCCUCCGCUUCCUGGCCACGCUCUUGUGUGGCUAUCUGUCGCUCUUGGAGCAUUAUCGAUCGGUCCGGCCCUCCAAGGUCCUGAAUCUCUACUUGCUGCUCUCGCUACUCUUCGAUAUCCCUCAGGCUCGCACGAUAUGGAUUGUCCAGGGGCUGCACACGGUCGCCGGCAUCUUCACCGCCGGCAUGGCUGUCAAGGUCUUGCUGUUGGUUCUCGAGGCAUGGGAAAAGCAGCGCCUCGCCAAACCCAUGUAUGCCAGCCCAGCGCCCGAGGACUGGACCGGCGUGAUCAACCGCAGUCUCUUCUGGUGGUUCAAUCCGUUGUUGUUCCGCGGAGCGCGCAAUGCGCUGUCAAUGGGGGAUUUAUUCCACCUCGAGGACUGUAUGAUCCCCAAUCCAGAGGGAAAGCACCGACUAGCUGAGCUCUGGGAGAAUUGUGAAAAUAAAGAGAAGUCUGGGGCCAUGAUCGGUCCUAUCGCCAAAGCCUUCAAAUGGGAUCUACUAGCCGGAAUCAUCCCCCGUCUAGCUCAAACCGGAUUCACCUUCGCGCAACCGUUUCUGGUCCAGACUGCCCUGAAGCUCUUCACCUACAACGACCUGCCCAAUGCCAAAAGCAAGGGCAUCUUCCUGCUGGGGGCUUACGCGCUUGUUUACGCCGGCAUUGCUGUCUCCACCGCCACCGCGCAGCACAAGACCUACCGCUUGAUUACCAUGAUGCGGGGAGCGUUGGUGGGAAUGAUCUUCGAUAAGAGCACGACCAUCAACGCCCACAUGAACGAUGACUCGGCUGCCCUCACGCUGAUGAGUACCGACAUCGAACGGAUCACCAGUUGUGGACGCUAUUUGCAUGAUACGUGGGCGAGUCUGAUUGAGAUUGCUAUUUCCUUGUACUUGUUGUAUAACCAGCUCAGUACGGCGGGGGUGGCGCCGAUCAUUAUUGCUUUCGCGUGCACUGUGGUGGCCAUGAAAAUCGCCAUGGUGGCCGGCGAGCGGCAGAACAUGUGGAUUGAAGCAAUCCAGAAGCGAGUGGCGGUCACGGCAGAGAUGCUCGGCUCGAUGAAGGGAGUCAAGAUCUCGGGGCUGAAAGACCUUCUACAUAACAAAAUCCAAGGACUGCGUGAGGACGAGAUUCUUGCCUCGCUGAAGUUUCGCACGCUUUUGAUUUUUGUUGUUGGGCUCUCCAACUUCAACACCCUGAUCACGCCGGUGGUGACUUUCACUAUCUAUGCGAUGGGCUCGCGCGAUGGAAAGGCGGGCUAUCUGGACAGCGAACGAGCGCUGACCUCCCUAACCCUGUUCAACCUCUUCUCCGUGUUUGUCGGCGCGCUGGUGGAGUCGAUCAGCGACACGGCCAUGGCACUCGAGUGCGUCGACCGGAUCCGGGAUUACUUGGCGAAAGAUCCACAUGAGGAUCUGCGAGAGGUCGUCCGAUCGCAGGACCUGUGGGAUGAGAAAACCCCCUGCAUCGAGGCAAUUAAUGUCGACGUUGGAUGGAAGGGAGGCGAAGCCCCUGUUCUGCACGGCCUGUUUUACCGAAUCGAACGCUCCUCCUUGACAAUGAUCGUGGGCGCCGUUGGCUGCGGAAAGACCACUCUGGUCAAGGCGAUGCUCGGCGAGGUGAACUGCAUGACGGGAAAGAUGAGAGUCAGCUGCGACCGGAUGGCGUACUGUGGACAGGAGGCGUGGAUGACCAACGGCACGGUGCAAGAGAAUAUCCUCGCGGGGUCAGCGUACGACCCGCGGUGGUAUUCAACAGUCAUUGCGGCUUGUGGCCUUGAGAAGGAUUUCACAGAGCUGGGCAACGGCGAUCAAACUGCGGUCGGCAGUAAGGGUGUUUCACUGAGCGGUGGACAAAAGCAAAGAUUGGCACUCGCUCGGGCUCUCUACUCAGGAGUCGAAACAAUCCUCAUGGAUGACGCGCUCAGCGGGCUCGAUCCUGUCACCGACGAACACAUCUUCACUCAGGUCCUAGGCCCGCGCGGACUGGCCAAGAAGCAGGGCUUGACCAUCAUCAUGGUCACGCAUGCCGUCCACCGACUUCCCUACGCCGACCACAUCAUCGCCCUCGAAGCGGACGGCACGAUUCUCGUCCAAGGCACGUUCGACGAUUGCUGCAAGAGACUCGACUCCAUCCAGGGUUUCGCCAUCGCCAAGCCCCCUGCCAUCCAGAUGAAAAGUGAGAUGCCCAAGGCCGUAGAGAAAGCCAGCGCCCCCUACUCCAACGAGGCGAUCUCGGACGCGCGCAAGACCAGCGACUUUCAGACGUACGUCUACUAUCUCACAACGGUGCCGUGGUAUAACUGGCUGGUGUACUUCGGCGUCAUGGCGGUGUUUGUGUUCUUCCAGGCCUUCCCGUCCGUCUGGGUGACCUGGUGGGCCCGCGAUAACGAGGAGCAGCCCAACAAGAACCUGAGCAUGCGCAUCGGCGUGUACUGGCUAUUCGGCGUACUCGGCACCUGCUUCCUCCUGGCCACGGCAUGGUUUUACAUGCUCAAGAUCGUCGCCCAAACGGCCUCGGUCAUCCAUUCGCGGCUGCUGCGGACGGUACUCAACGCUCCGAUGGCGUUCUUCGCCUCAACCGACUCGGGCAUCACCAUCAACCGAUUCAGUCAGGACCUGGAGCUCAUCGACAUGGAACUGCCCUUGGCCGUGCUCCAGACGUGCCUGGCGCUCUUUCUGUGCGUGGCGCAGCUGAUCAUCAUCGCGGUCUCCGCCAAGUAUAUCACGGCCACCAUCCCGCUCUGCAUCUUCGUUUACUGCAUCAUCGGCACCUUCUACAUCCGCACCUCGCGCCAGCUGCGUAUCAUGGACAUCGAAGCCAAAUCCCCGCUCUUCUCCAAUUUCAUGGAGCUGCUCAACGGACUCGUGACCAUCCGCGCCUUCAACUGGGAGGAGCAGUACAAGGUCCGCAAUCGAGCCCUGCUGGCCGAGUCCCAGCGCCCGUUCUACCUCCUGUAUACUGUCCAGCGCUGGCUGAGCCUCGUGCUGGACAUGACUGUGACGGGCUUUGUGAUCGUGCUCAUGGGUAUCGCCGUGGGGACGAUGCAGAGUACAGACGCGAGCUUUCUCGGUCUGGCGUUGGUGAAUGUCGUUUCGCUGAGUGCCAGUGUCAAGGCACUGAUCACGGAUUGGACGGUGCUGGAGACGAGUCUGGGAGCUGUGACAAGAGUGAAGCAUUUUGCGGAGACGACCGAGUCGGAGGAUAUGGCUGAGGAGAGGGAUCUGCCACCGGACGAUUGGACCAGCGGGGGCACGAUUGAAUAUAGAAAUGUCUCGGCUUUCUAUCGGGACCCGUCUGCGCCAGUAUUGAAGAAUGUCUCUUUCCGCGUCCGGAAAGGAGAGAAGAUUGCCAUUUGUGGGCGGAGUGGCAGCGGCAAGAGUACCCUCGUCUCCGCGCUGUUCCGCAUGAUUGAACUUUGCGACGGCUCCAUUGCAGUGGACGGGAUAAACAUCUCGACGCUGCCCCGGCAAGAAAUCCGCUCUGCCAUCAUCGGUCUUCCGCAGGAUCCCCUGCUUUUGGAGGGCAGCACCGUCCGCGAGAAUGUUGAUCCCUUUGACUACUCCCCCGACGAGGCAGUGAUCAACACCCUCAAGCGCGUCGGCCUCUGGGAGAUCAUCGAAGGUAAAGGCGGGCUCGACACCGUGGCCAGCGGCGAACUCUUCUCGCACGGCCAGCGGCAAUUGCUGUGCAUGGCCAAGGCCAUGCUCCGCCACGGAAAUAUCAUUGUCUUCGACGAGGCGACGAGCGGAGUCGAUCCGGAUACUGACGAAAUGAUGCAAGAGCUCAUCCGCUCGUGCUUUGCCGACUACACUGUCCUCACCGUGACCCACCGUCUAGACACAAUCAUCGACUACGACCGCGUGCUCGUCAUGGACCAUGGUGUCUUGCUGGAAAGCGACCACCCACGAGAUCUCCUCGCCCGCCCCUCGAUCUUCCGUGAACUGUACAAAUCUUCCCGCGGAUGGGAAGAAUACGAACGUCAGGAACGGGCAGAAGCUGAAGCCCGCGAGCGCGAGCGGCUGGAGAAGGAGAAGGAGAAGGAGAAGGAGAAGGAGCAGCAACCGAGAGGUCGCCCCAAACGCUUUUCCUACGUCGACACGGAUGUGGUCAGUGAGAAAGAAGAGCCCGAGACGUUCAACGCGAUCCGUGACCACUGGAACGCGGUCAACCAGUUGUUUGAGAAUAUCAUUCCUCGAGCUGUGCCGCGCAAUCGCAGCCGGAGUCGCGACAGUGGAGAUCGUGAGAUGAAGCGUCACAGCAAUCCGGAGCCAUCAACAACAACCCCGGGCGGAGCGGUGAGUGGCAGAGAUCGCAGGAGUUUGACCGGUUUGGCGGCGAGAGGUCGCUUCUAUGGCGAUGGUCACAUUUGAUUUCUUUGAUUUGUUGGAUUUGAUAUAGAAUUUCGCUUCUUGGAGAGCUAGAUUGUAAUGGUUGAGGUUGUUUUUCUUUUCUUUUCUUUCUGUAUUCAUUCCUUCUUGAGAAUGCGAGAAUUCAUUCGGUGCGUCACCUGAUCAGGCGGUCGAGGCUGGCAGAAUACCCGUCCAUUUUACAUACACAUUACAACAACAAUACAACAACAAUACAAC